AAAUUAUGAUUUCAUGUCAUAUAGCAAAACAAGACCAAAAUGAUAUUAACGCCCUUUUUUUCAGAGCAUAACCAUUCCUACAAGAAAACUCUUGACUAAAAAAGUGGAAGUAAAAAACAAAAGGAGAAAACAAGUGUAAAAAUACUGAAAAAAUAAAAUCAAAAAGUCUUCAAACUCUCUCUCUCUGUCUCUCUUCUAGGGUUUCCGAAAUCGAUCUCAAUCCAACUCCAAAAAAACUCGACAAUCAAUAUGGAAGGUAAUGGGAAAUUGGAGGCCCAAAUAGAGGCACUACUGAAUGUAGAGAAGCAGAUGAGGCAAGCUGGGGAUGUUGCCGCUACUAGAAAAGCAGCUACUGAUAUUCUUCAGCUUUGCUUCGAUGCUCGUGCUUGGAAAACUUUGAAUGAACAGAUUGUUCUCUUGUCCAAACGCCGUGGACAACUAAAACAGGCUGUACAGGCCAUGGUCCAACAAGCCAUGCAGUAUAUUGACCAGACGCCAGAUCUUGACUCGAAGAUAGAACUCAUCAAAACGCUUAACAGUGUGUCUGCAGGAAAGAUAUAUGUUGAGAUUGAGAGAGCUCGCUUGAUUAAGAAACUCACAAAGAUUAAAGAAGAGCAAGGACUCAUAGGCGAGGCUGCUGAUUUGAUGCAGGAAGUUGCGGUUGAAACCUUUGGAGCGAUGGCAAAAACUGAAAAGAUAGCCUUUAUUCUUGAUCAAGUUCGUCUAUGCUUAGAUCAUAAAGAUUAUGUUCGUGCUCAAAUACUCUCAAGAAAGAUCAAUCCCAGAGUGUUUGAAGCUGAUCCAUCUAAAGAAAAGAAGAAACCAAAGGAGGGUGAGAAUGUGGUCGAGGAACCUGCUGCUGAUAUUCCGGCACUGCUAGAGUUGAAGCAGAUCUACUAUCAAUUAAUGAUUAGGUUCUACUCACAUAGCAACGAUUACCUUGAAAUAUGUCGCUGUUACAAGGCUAUAUAUGAGAUCCCUUCUGUGAAAGAAGACCCAGCACAGUGGAUACCGGUUCUGAGGAAAAUUUGCUGGUACUUGGUGUUGUCUCCCCAUGAUCCUAUGCAGUCAAGUCUUCAUAACUCAACUUUGGAGGACAAGAAUCUUUCAGAAAUUCCUCAUUUCAGGUUGCUUCUGAAGCAAUUGAUUACCAUGGAGGUCAUUCAGUGGACUGCUUUAUGGAGUACAUUCAAGGAUGAGUUUGAAAAUGAAAAGAAUAUGCCUGGUGGCACUUUGGGGGACAAGGCUGCCGAUGAUCUCAAACUGAGAGUUAUAGAGCAUAACAUCCUUGUUGUCUCAAAAUACUACGCUAGAAUAACCUUGAAGAGACUGGCAGAUUUAUUGUGCCUCGAUAUUCAGGAAGCUGAAAAGCAUCUAUCUGAAAUGGUUGUAUCAAAGGCAUUGGUUGCGAAGAUUGACAGACCUAUGGGUAUAGUCUGUUUCCAACCCGCAAAAGACAGCAACGACAUCCUGAAUUCUUGGGCUUUUAAUUUGGAGAAGUUGCUUGACCUUGUUGAAAAGAGUUGCCACCAGAUCCACAAAGAAACAAUGGUGCACAAAGCUGCAUUAAAGGCUUGAAAGACUGUUCAAACUCUUAUCGAUUAUAGCAAUUCUGGUCUGGAAGUUUAUUGUGACAAAGUUGAAAUCCCUUCCGCAGUACUCUAUUCAGAGGAACAAGCAGCAGAAACAAAGACUCACAAUCUUGAUUUCUUGGCCCAUCUAGACAUUUGCCUGCUUGUUUUUCUCAUUGUCAGAGCUUCAAUUUUCUUCCCCAUUUUGUAUCUUUAUGUUUUCUCUGAAUGAUUUAUUCAUUGUGAUCAGCACAAAUUUACGUUUGAUGCUAAGAGAUCAGAGUUGUCAUUGUUCUUUAAUGCUUAUUUAUGCAGUUAUUUUGUCA
Molecule: messenger RNA, 1897 nt
Organism: Capsicum annuum
Lineage: Eukaryota; Viridiplantae; Streptophyta; Magnoliopsida; Solanales; Solanaceae
Product: 26S proteasome non-ATPase regulatory subunit 12 homolog A
Exons: 11
Coding region: 250-1578 (442 amino acids)
Cellular component (GO): proteasome regulatory particle, lid subcomplex; nuclear proteasome complex; cytoplasm
Source: RefSeq, a predicted model, not a curated record